AUGCGGGCUUUCAUUGUAUCAUCCCUUCUCUACAUCGCUCUCGCUGUAGGCCAGAGUCUACCCUCUCGCGUCGUCUACCAGUUCCCAGAAAAGCCCAACUGGAUCGAAAACAUCGCCGUCCGCAAGAAUGGCAACCUUCUCCUGACUCUCCUCACCUCCCCCGAAAUCUACCAAGUCGCCAAGCCGUGGGAAAAGUCUCCGUCAGCAGAGCUCGUGCACCGGUUCUCAUCGUUUGACGGGCUUCUCGGCAUCACCGAGACCUCCCCUGAUACGUUCCUGGUUGUGGGCGGCAACUUCUCUGGGAUCGGUGUCAGCGUUCCCGGUACCUUCUCGACGUGGGAGGUCAGCUUAAUUCACAAGAAGACCACUGCGACCAAGAUUGUCGACGUUCCAGAAGCGUCGUUCUUGAAUGGCGCCGUCGCUCUGCCCUGGGAUCGCAAUAUUGUCCUCAUUGCCGAGUCUGCGCAUGGAAAGGUUUACAGAGUCAAUAUCAGAGCCAAGAAGCACGAUGUUAUUCUAGGGGGUCAGAAUCUUGAACCUACAUCCGCUACGGUUCCACCAAUCGGAAUCAACGGUGUUCAUAUUCGCGGAGAUUUCUUAUACUGGACCAACAGCUCCCUUAGAAAGGUAUUCCGAGUCAAACUCGAUCGCUCGGGGCGUGUCUCGUCAGGAGCAACCAUAGAGCAGAUUGCCAGCAUCGACGUGGCGUUCCUCGACGACUUCACCUUUGACAAAAAUGGCGAUAUCUGGGCCGUGACCAACAUAGACGACAAGCUCGUCUACAUAAACCCCGAAGGCAACAGCACAAUCGUCGCUGGCUCGGAGACCGAGCUGACUAUCGCUGGGGGAACCGCCGCUGCUUUCGGUCGAAACGUCAAGGACAGGGAGAUCUUAUAUGCUGUUACUGGUGGAGCUCUUGCCAACCCUGUUAAUGGGACGAUCACAGAGGCUGGAAAGGUGGUAGCUUUCGAUACGCGUAGCUAUAGCCUAUAA
Molecule: messenger RNA, 993 nt
Organism: Colletotrichum orchidophilum
Lineage: Eukaryota; Fungi; Ascomycota; Sordariomycetes; Glomerellales; Glomerellaceae
Exons: 1
Coding region: 1-993 (330 amino acids)
Source: RefSeq, a predicted model, not a curated record